Actinia tenebrosa (Australian red waratah sea anemone) is the source of this 843-nucleotide messenger RNA. RefSeq lists its product as uncharacterized. The record is from RefSeq and is a predicted model, not a curated record. NCBI's taxonomy places the organism in Eukaryota, Metazoa, Cnidaria, Anthozoa, Actiniaria, Actiniidae.
AAAAACAGAACACGUACUUUGUAAGAUCAUAAAGAACCGCAUUAAGCUCAGCGAAGCUCGAAAAACAAAUCUUAAUUUUUUGUUGAAUUUAACAGAAAUAUUUUCAGUUGGAAAAUGAAGGGCUUUCUUGGAGUUGUUGUUCUUAUUUCGUCUGCAGUUCUGGUUUCUUCACUACAGUGUUGGAUGUGUCCGGGUGGUCAGUCGUCGUUUCAGCUCUGUGAUGACAAUAAAAUUAAACAGCCAUGUAAAGUUUCUUCUUGGACGAGAUGUGCUACAUUCUCUUAUUUUAAAAAUGGAAGUCGGAUUUUUGCAAAGAGUUGCACGUCUGAAGCAUUAUGCAGCAAAAACAGCACCUUCUGUGCAAGCGUGCCCGGUGGAGAAGCAAAAUAUUGCCGAGUGCAAUGCUGUGAAACAAACCUUUGCAAUUUUCAAGUAGGUUUUGCAACGACUACUGCUCCAUCUACGACAGCAGCCACAACGACACGACGGACUUUCAAGACAACAACGAGUACCUCACUCUCUCCCCGUGAGACGACAGAAGAACAGACAGAGAAGCCUUUGAAUCCUUCAAAAAAUCCUCAAAGUGGAGAAGAUGAUGAAGACUGUAGCUGGGUUGAUGGAUCUGCAAGUUCUGUCACCAACAACGUCUUCACUAGUAGAAUGUGCUUGGUUUUACUUGCUAUUUUCCUUUUGGUGUUUUAAACACGAAAAUCGCGCAAUGUGAAUAUCCCUAUUUCAAAAAAGGUUGAAUACUGAAUACUGCAUACAGAAUAGUGCAUUMCAAGACCAAAGGGCAUUGUGGGUCAUARUGACAAUGUCUAAAGUAGGAUUAAUAAUAAUGAU